Messenger RNA from Solea senegalensis (Senegalese sole), 2161 nucleotides. It is a transcript of the gene shisa3, whose product is annotated as shisa family member 3. The record is from RefSeq and is a predicted model, not a curated record. The coding region runs from base 382 to 1254 and encodes 290 amino acids. Lineage: Eukaryota; Metazoa; Chordata; Actinopteri; Pleuronectiformes; Soleidae. The transcript has 2 exons.
ACAAAAGCAGCAAAUCUCCAGUGGAGUGGACGCACACAACUCCUGCUGCAGCGGCACGAACACUUCAGCCACUGCUGCUGCUCCACGGCCACAGAGAAGGAGACAGAGUUUGGUUCUUAUUUUGCUGAGUUUGGAUCAGAGGAAACGUUUUCAAAUGAAGGAUUUAGUCACGUGCACCUCAGCAACUUUGAAGAGUGAGAGGAUGAAGGUGACAUAAGUUUGCGCAGAGUUUCUCGCAGUAACUUCAUCUCCAUGAAGAGCGUGUGAGCUAAAAUAACCCGGGCUGACGCAGUUUAAGACCGUUCACGGUGUUAAAAGUCCACAGGACGCGGGUUCGGGGGGGGGGGAAAGCGUCCAGCUCACUUGCAGCGGCUCGCCGGGAUGGUGCGCCUGCUGAGCUGCCUGCUGCUCGGUUAUCUGACCUGGAAUCUGCGGAUAUCGGACGCGCAGGGAGAAUACUGCCACGGCUGGCUGGACACGAAUGGGAAUUAUCACGAGGGCUUCCAGUGUCCGGAGGACUUUGACACCAUGGACGCGACCGUGUGCUGCGGCUCCUGCGCGCUGCGCUACUGCUGCGCCGCCGCGGACGCACGACUGGACCAGGGAAGCUGCACCAACGACAGGGAGGUGGAGAACACGGAGUUUGCUGCGCAGCCCAUCUACGUGCCCUUCCUGAUGGUGGGAAGCAUCUUCAUCGCCUUCAUCGUGGUCGGCUCCCUGGUGGCCGUCUACUGCUGCACCUGCCUGAGGCCCAAGCAGCCGACGCAGCAGCCCAUCCGCUUCUCCCUGCGCAGCUGCCAGGGCGAGACCAUCCCCAUGAUCCUCACCACGGCUCCGCCGAGCCUCCGAGCCCCUUCGCGGCAGUCCAGCACGGCCACCACCAGCUCCAGCUCGGCCGGAGGAGGAAGCUCCAUGCGGAGGUUCUCUCUUGGGGGUCAGGUGCAGCAGCAGCAGCAGCAGCAGCACAGCUGCUUGGUGUCUGCCACCAUCUCCUCCUCGGCCUCCACACCCACACACAUGCCCCAGACUCUGCCUCCACCACCUCCUCCUCCCUACAUGUCCCCGCCGGCUGCCAUGUCAGCGGGCAUGCAGCACCCGCUGCCCCCCACGCAUGCACAGCUGCAGCUUCAUCAGCCGUCUCACCAGAGCGCCGGGUUCCUGUUGCCUCAGCAGUACUUCUUCCCCCUGCAGCCCGACGCCUUCGCUGCAGCAGCAGCAGCAGCCAAGGGCUUCGCCGACUUCGGCCAGAGCUGACAGUUCUCCCGUGAGAGGAAGUAGAGGGAUUUAUGACAUGUCUAGCUGGAGAGCGUGAGCUGGCGGAGGACGAACGCACCACCCGUGACACAGCCGGGUGGUGUUUGGGUGGAGACCGCAGCCGGCUGAGCGGACACGCAGCAGCUCGACAGCAGGACGAGCGAUUAAGUGCAACAAACGCGGCUGUGGUUGAACAUGUGGCCUGAAAACGUUUCCUGCUGCCUUCUGCAGCAGCUCGGAAACCCCUUCAGAGUUCAAACGCACCCAUUAGAGACACCAACAAUCUAACGCACUUUUAUAUCGUAUUGUAAACAGAAUUAUGGUGGUCUUUAUUUUGAAUCCACACCGUAUAAAUCUCGCCCAGUUUAUCACGUACCUUCCUUCAAAGACUCUGCUCACACGCGGUGAGAUUUUUACUGGGAAUCAGGGAAUUUUGUUGUGGGUUUUUUUUGACAAUCGCAAAAGUCCUGAUACACAACUAGGGCUGGGUAUUUAUUAAACAAAUCCAAUACAGUCACAAUAUGGACUUAAAUUCUUCAACCAUACAUUUGAGUAAAAUGGUUUAGUUUUAGCAGGCCUGGUCAACUUCCUGCUCUCAUAUUGUAUUUAUUCCGUGCACCGUCAACGUUCUCAUCUCCUCUGGUCUUAACUCCCUGCCCACGUUAGAUCUCAGUUACUGAGAUGGUGCUUAUUGGCUCCCUGAAGCUGAUGAGAUGUUCUCUUUUAGGUUCCGCAAAUCCGAUACCACCAUGAGAUCAUGGUUUUCGAGAUGAGGUAAAAACCCAGCCCUAAGUUCACACAUAAGUAGUGAAGUUACGUCAUUUACACGUGUAUAUAUACAACUGUAAGAGAUGUGGACUUUUAUAUAAUGUGGCACAAUUUAAAAAAAAAAUAAAAAUGUCUCUUU